Molecule: messenger RNA, 2406 nt
Organism: Cyprinodon tularosa
Lineage: Eukaryota; Metazoa; Chordata; Actinopteri; Cyprinodontiformes; Cyprinodontidae
Gene: cabp1a
Product: calcium binding protein 1a
Exons: 7
Coding region: 189-1295 (368 amino acids)
Molecular function (GO): calcium ion binding
Source: RefSeq, a predicted model, not a curated record
AGCCGCUGUUCCUCCUCUGCCUGAGCGCGCUCUGGCUGGAUACCGCACCGCGGUCAGGUGGGGAGCUGGAGCUCAGCUGAAAGCACAAGGUCUCCAUUGAUAGAAGAUAUAAAAACAUAGUUAUGAUACAGAGAGAAGAUGAUGUGGAUGAAAGAGCAGCGGAGGCGGAAUAGAUCGGAUCCGCCGCGAUGAGCGCCUCUUUCCCCAAAUCUGAAUCCACCACAUCUUUACUCAAACCAUCGAGGAGAUCGACACACCUCCCCGAUCAGACAUCAGAGAUCCGGAGAGGUCAGCAUCACCAUCAGCACCACUACCGUCCCGCCCCGCUCCACAGCAGCGGAAAACCAGACGACUCCUUCUGGUCGGCGGACGGCGACGUCAGCGCGCGCAGACCCCUGUGCCAUCCCUCCGCGGCCGGCGGCCAGGAGGGGAGCCAUGCCGCAGCCGCACGGGGCAAACCCAAGCCCCAAGGUUCCCCUCAGCCGGCGGACAGAGAGGUGAACCCCAAACCCGCACACCGUCACCACCACCACCACCACCGCAGGAAGCACCACCACCUAGAUGACCCCGAGCAUCACCUCCCCUGUCACGCGCACGCCCGCAGGCUGCCCUCCCUCUCGGACAGCACCGAUGACAGGGCCCCGCUGUGUGAGCCCAGGGACCGGAAGAGGAGCAGCACGGCCGGCGGCGGCGGUCAGCUCGGCAGUCCCUCCCCGUCCUCCUGCUCCCCUGUCCCGCCGUCCAACAGGUCGUCCCGCCGCUCCAGGAGGUCCAGCGCUGCUUCCUCCGCAUCCGACAUCAAUUUGAGGAGCAUCCUUAACUCCCUGUUCGGGCAGGACAGAGAGCUGCGACCGGAAGAAAUGGACGAGCUGCGAGAUGCAUUCAAGGAAUUUGAUAAAGACAAGGAUGGCUUCAUAAGCUGCAAAGAUCUGGGAAACUGUAUGAGGACCAUGGGAUACAUGCCGACCGAAAUGGAGCUGAUAGAACUGAGUCAGCAGAUAAACAUGAACCUUGGCGGCCAUGUUGAUUUUGACGAUUUUGUGGAGCUAAUGGGCCCAAAACUCCUCGCUGAAACUGCAGACAUGAUCGGGAUAAAGGAGUUAAAGGACGCGUUUAGGGAGUUUGACACAAACGGGGACGGCGCCAUAAGCACCACUGAGCUAAGAGAUGCAAUGAGGAAGUUAUUGGGCCAACAAGUGGGUCUUAAAGAGGUAGAAGACAUCCUAAAGGACGUGGACUUAAAUGGGGAUGGACUUGUUGACUUUGAAGAGUUCGUACGGAUGAUGUCUCGCUAAAAUCAGAUCUCGGUCCUGAAUGUGGCGCCGCGUCCCUCUUCACACUGAAACCCCGUCCAGCUAAAGGAAGAGCCAAGAUCUACUGAGCCAUCUUUGAAUCUAAACCACACUGGAAUCCAAACUCCUCGAAUGUUACAGAGCGAGGGGCUCACCUCCCACUUUAGGUCGAUGAAGUGUUCUUCCUAAAAACGUUUAAAGUUGAACUGAGGCAGAGUUUGCUGUAGCAUAGCAAAGGAUUGUCUAAUUUAUGUUUUUUGCACUUUAUUUCUCUCUUAAUAACUUCCUGUGAGAUAGAUUGUCCGUGUCCUGUCUCAGACUCUACAUGGUGUAACUAAGUGUCUUAUAAAAAUGUCACCUUCGAUGUUUCAGCGGCAUUAGAAUAAGAGACUGAAUGUAGGACCCACAGAACAUUAGCACUGUUGAAUGUUUAUCUAUUCACACGUUGUCUGUUGUAUUAGAAAUGUACUUGAAGGACCUUUGUGCAGCAAUGGUGCUUCACCAAGAAUCAAGGUGGCAAUACCAAACAUGUAAUGUAAUUUGUGACCAUGUGUAAUUUUUCACUGUGCUAAAACCAUUUCAAUGAAAAGGCAUCACUGUCUGACAUGCAUGAAAGGAAGAAAUCUGGUCCUAAUACGAAGCAAAUACCUGAAAUGCCUCCAUAUGUGUUAUUCACUGAGAUCGGCAGAAGAACAAGGAAGGAAAACAAGAGGCUGUAAAAGAUAGGCAGCUUUUCUUAAAGUGCUCACCAGGCCUGACCAGCGAUGGGUGUUCUGCAGCAAUAUGCCAAUAUUGCCAAGACUGUCGUUUGUGUCUGAAUUCGCAGAAGGCUGGGGAGGAGAAAGUGCUGUUUUUAAGGUCUGUUCAGGUCUGCAUGAAGUCAUACGUUAGUAAAAUGCAUGUGAAAGUCCAGUGGAUCUGAUCAUGUUGUACGUCAUCAUCCUGACUCUGUAUGCUGUAACCUUCCAUACAUCUGUGCUGUCAAACAAUAUUUUUAUGCAUGCCAAAGAGAGACAUUUACUACAUUUAGUAUGCACAAUUUUGUCUACAAAAGGAGGAAACAUAAUACUUUGGCAAGUUAACUGUAGAAAAAUAAAAGCCGUUUACAUUUCAA